CCGUGUUGGCAAUGAUGAUCUGGCAAAGAUUGCAUCACUGGUUUGCAAAGAGCUGCAUGGCUGGCUGGAAGCUGUGCACUUGGUUGUCAAAACUUUGGACGUGAUUCAUACCCGAGUUUCACAAUAUGACGAAACCAGAACAAGAAGUUACAGAGAAAUGUGAUGUUCAAGGCAUUUUACAUGCGGCUUUGGUAGAAGCCAAAUGUAAGGGGAAAGUUACCUGUGGACUCUAUGAAACAGCUGAAGCACUGGAAAGCAAAAAUUCCCCGGAUGGAAUUUGCAUUUUAUCGAAGGGCAGUUUGGAAAGUCUUGAUGAUGGUGGUCUCCUAUUCAUGAUGGAAGCGUUUUGCAGAGAAAACAACAUUCCCAUUGUGAAGGUCAGUGAUGUCAAGAAGCUAGCGGAGAGUGUUGGUCUCAAGUCGGCACAUGAGGAUGAUGGAGAGAGUCUUAAUUGUGUUUUCAUUAAGACGUGCAGAUACAACCUCAGCAGAAAGUCACGUCCUAGUAAGAAAGUUCAUGAGCUUCUAAGACUGUGCAACUGUUUUGCCAAAAGAGGAAUGCAAGUUGUUGCUGAUGUUGAGUAAUGUUGAAAAGGCAACAAAAGAUUUCCUAAUUGACAGAAUCAAAUGAUUUUAGCAUACCAGUUCCAUAUGAUCUGGUUGUUACAGGUUUUGGCAGCUAAUGCAUUCUGGUUCCAAGAGGAAUGUAUUUUACAAAUUGAACUGUGGGUUUAGUCCCAUCAUUUUUGAAAAUGAUGAACCUACCUGCCACAUAAAGUGUUGCUAACAGUUCCAGUCUAUGAGAUGCUUUGAAAGAUGAAGAAACAUUUACCCUUCUUUCCAUUCCGAAUAGGACAUUAAAUCAAAUUGUAUUUCAAGGAUAUGUAUGGACAUUAGUUUACAUCUAUGUAUCCGAUCAGAUAAAAAAAGUAUGAUAUAAAGAGUUGAAUCUUAUCUGCUUACAUGUCAGCUGAUUCAUUUGUCUAGUCCCUGUAUCAGGGAUGAUCAGCCUCUUUUGCCAGGCCAAUUUUGUGUUGUUUGUUUUUUGCAUCUGGUCUGUAGGAAAAAGGUUGCUGUGCCCUUUCUUUAGAUACAAAUGCAUAUCAAAAUGUGACACAAAUGUUGAUUGUUAGUUUUAAUGAGAGUUGACUAAUAAUAGGUGUCUUAGAAGUAUUCCUCAUUUUCAGUGGAUUAUGUAUAAGCAGCUUUUGCCACAAUGUAUAAUUUUAUUGUAAUAUAGAGUUGUCUGCAGGCAGAUAUGUAAUUGAAGCUGUGAUAUGCUUUUAAAAAUGAUUUGCAUAUUUAUAUUACAAAUGCUUUUUAAUUAUGUAGACCCAAGUUGGUAGGGUACAAGGUUGUAUCUGAAAUAGAUAUUUCACCACAGAACUCUUUCCUUCAUUUAAGAAUGCAAGCCUGUAAUAUUAGAAAACAUAGGAUUUUCUAUCCAGUUAUGCAAUUUUUUGAAAUCUUGAAAUUUAUGUCGCGGAUUUGAUAUUAUAAUUAUUCUUGUUUUGUAGCCCUGUGUGUCCUGUUAAUGUUUAUAUGUUUACAGUUUCAAUGGAAUAUUGUAAUUCAAGUAGAGUAUUUCUUAACAUAUUUCUUUGGUCAACUUUUGCAUAAUAGGUGAAAAUUAUUUUGCCUGUAGCAAAUGUGCAAAAAUUGUAUUAAAUAUUUUAAAAUAAAAAUGGUAUGUUCAUGUAUUAGUGUCUGUUUGUUGUAAGUUGUGCGUUGAUAUUUAGGCUCCUUGUAAAUUUUUAAAGGAAACAAAGUAAUGUGAUUCGUUAGAACCAUUCAAUAUAGCAAUUUGUAAAAUAUCAAUUCAUUUUCACAACGUUGCUUCA
Messenger RNA from Rhopilema esculentum, 1840 nucleotides. RefSeq names its product growth arrest and DNA damage-inducible protein GADD45 gamma. The record is from RefSeq and is a predicted model, not a curated record. Gene Ontology annotation, cellular component: nucleus; cytoplasm. Gene Ontology annotation, biological process: regulation of cell cycle. NCBI's taxonomy places the organism in Eukaryota, Metazoa, Cnidaria, Scyphozoa, Rhizostomeae, Rhizostomatidae.